AGAGAAGCCCCCCGCGUACCAGCGGUUCCACACCCUCGCGCAGGACCUGCCCCCGGGGCUCACGCUGCCCUACAAGUUCAAGGUGCUGGCGGAGAUGUUCCGCAGCGUGGACACCAUCGCCGGGAUGCUUUUCAACCGCGCCGAGACCAUCACCUUCGCGAAGGUCAAGCAGGGGGUGCAGGACAUGAUGCGCAAGCGGUUUGAGGAGCGGCACGUGGGGCAGAUCAAGGCGGUGUACCCCACCUCGUACAGGCUGCGCCGGGAGAAGAACAUCCCCACCUUCGGCAACAGUGUGAAGAAGUCUGACUACCAGCUCACGCUGGAGCCGGUGCUGGGGGAAGAGGAGAAGGUGGAUGGCCGCCCGCACUUGUCGGCGUCGCGCUUGCUGGAGCGCAGGAAGGAAUUCAACCGCAACCUGGUGAACAUCGUCAAGCAGCACCACAAGGCGUUCCUGGCUGCUCUCAACCCUCCCAUGGUGGUGCCGGAGGAGAAGCUGACGCGCUGGCAUCCCCGUUUCAAUGUGGACGAGGUGCCGGACAUCAGCCCGGCAGAGCUGCCGCGGCCGCCCCAGGAGGACAAGCUCACCACGGCCCAGGAGGUGCUGAGCACGGCUCGGGGGAUGCGGACCCCCAAGAUGGAAAAAGCUCUUGCCAACCUGGCCUUAAGAACCGCUGAGACCGGUGCGGGGGAACCGGUGGUUUCCAAAGCACCGUCCCCUGCCAGCACCUCCAGCGCUCUGAAAGGGGUGUCCCAGGCUCUGCUCGAGAGGAUCCGGGCGAAGGAGGCGCAGAAGCUGCAGGCGCUGAUGACGCGGGACCCGCAGCAGGGGGCCUGGCGGGGGGGCCGGCCGGCCAGGGCCCGCAUCCUGCGCAACGUCUUCGUGGCCGAGAAGAAGCAGGCGCUGACCAUGGAGGUGGCUUGCGCCCGCAUGGCCGACAGCUACGACGCGCAGAUGCCUCCCGGCGAGAUGGAGAAACACUUGCGGCUCUUCGCAGAGCUGCUGCCCGACUGGGUGGGGAUCCACGCCAUCAGGACGGACACCUACGUCAAACUGGACAAAGGGAAGGACCUCGGCCUCAUCACGGAGCGGCUCACCAAGGCGGCGAAGGAGGCAGAAGCCCUGUGA
This is a messenger RNA of Pelecanus crispus (Dalmatian pelican), 1126 nucleotides long. NCBI's taxonomy places the organism in Eukaryota, Metazoa, Chordata, Aves, Pelecaniformes, Pelecanidae. The record is from RefSeq and is a predicted model, not a curated record.